GUUGCCGGCUGUACCGAGGUGGCCGUGGCGGUGGGCGCCGGCCCCCAGGGACUCGCGCCUCCCUCUCCGCGCCAUGGCGAAAGAUGCCACCGUGGUACGGCUGCUCCUGGGCUCCGCGGCGCUGUGGGUCGCGCUGACCGGCACGCGGACGGCCUCCGCGUCCAAGGCUGUGACGGCCCGCUUGGCUGCGAAGUGGCCCGCGACCCCGCUGCUGCUGGAAGCCAGUGAAUUUAUGGCAGAAGAAAGUAAUGAAAAAUUCUGGCAGUUUUUGGAAACUGUAAAAGAAUUAGCAAUUUAUAAGCAAACAGAAUCAGAUUAUUCUUACUACAACCUAAUCCUGAAGAAAGCAGGACAAUUCUUAGACAAUUUACAAAUCAAUCUCCUAAAGUUUGCUUUCUCUAUAAGGGCAUAUUCUCCAGCUGUUCAGAUGUUCCAACAGAUUGCAGCUGAUGAACCACCGCCAGAUGGUUGUAAUGCAUUUGUGGUGAUCCAUCAGGAACAUACCUGUAAGGUUAACAAGAUUAAAAAGCUGCUGAAGAAGGCCACCUCAAGGCCCAGACCUUACCUGUUUGAAGGAGAUCAUGAAUUUCCCACAAAUGAAGAAAACUUACCAGUGAUUAUUCUCUAUGCAGAAAUAGGUACCAGAGCAUUUGGUCAGUUUCACACAGUACUGUCUGAAAAAGCUCGCAAUGGGGAAAUCCACUAUGUUCUUCGGCAUUACAUUCAGAAACCAGUCUCACAGAAGAUGUACUUAUCUGGCUAUGGUGUGGAGUUAGCGAUUAAGAGUACAGAAUACAAAGCACUGGAUGACACCCAAGUUAAAGCUGUGACUAAUACUACUGUAGAAGAUGAGAUUGAAACAAAUGAAGUUCAAGGAUUUCUCUUUGGGAAACUAAAAGAAAGAUAUUCAGAUCUUAAAGAUAAUUUGACAGCAUUUCAGAAAUACCUUAUUGAGAGCAACAAAGAAAUGAUGCCUUUGAAAGCCUGGGAACUACAAGAUCUUAGUUUUAAAGCAGCUUCUCAAAUAAUGUCCACUCCAGUUUAUGAUGCCAUAAAGUUAAUGAAAGACAUUUCACAGAACUUCCCCAUAAAAGCCAGAUCUCUGACCAGAAUUCCUGUAAAUCAACAUCUGAGGGAGGAAAUACAGGAAAAUCAAAAGGAUCUUCGUAAUAGAUUUGACAUUCAGCCAGGUGAUGCUCGUCUGUAUAUAAAUGGACUUCAUGUUGAUAAGGAUGCUUAUGAUCCUUUUAGUAUUUUGGACAUGCUGAAACUAGAAGGACAAAUUAUGAAUGGCUUUCGCAGUCUUGGGAUCAACAGAGAAGAUAGGAGCAAAUUUUUAAAAUUAAAUCCACACGAUUGGGACGAUACCUAUGCCUUAGAUAUUAGGCAUCCUUCUAUAGUGUGGAUUAAUGACCUAGAAAGGGACAAUUUAUAUGUUACAUGGCCUGCAAGUUGCCAAGAACUUCUGAAACCAGUAUUGCCUGGAAAUAUACCUUCCAUAAGGCGUAAUUUUCAUAAUUUGGUUUUGUUUAUUGAUCCAGCUCAAGAAUAUACCUUGGAUUUUAUAGAACUUGCUGGGCUUUUCUAUUCUCAUCGGAUUCCUCUUAGAAUUGGUUUUGUGUUCAUCCUUAACUCAGAUGAUGAAGUGGAUGGAGCCCACGAUGCUGGAGUUGCCCUUUGGCGAGCUUUCAACUAUAUUGUAGAAGAAAAUGAUGUGUCACAAGCAUUUGUUUCCAUAGUACAUAUGUACCAAAAAGUGAAGAAUCAGAAUAUUCUCACUGUGGACAAUGUGAAGAGAGUUCUCCAAAAUGAAUUUCCUCAUGCUGAUAUCAGGAAUAUUUUGGGAAUUCAUUCUCUAUAUGAUUAUGAAAGAAAGGCAGGAGCAAACUUUUAUGAAAUGACUGGCCUGGGCCCUUUGCCUCAAGCUCUUUAUAACGGUGAAUCCUUUAACCCUGAAGAGCUGAAUAUUAAUGAACUAGAAACGGCUGUUCUUCACAAAAUGAUGGAUGCAACUGUAUAUUUACAAAAGGAAGUUUUAAUGGGCACAAUAAAUGACCAAACAAAUGCCAUUGAUUUCCUUAUGGAUAAGAACAAUGUUGUACCUCGUAUAAAUCCUUUGAUUUUGCACACUAAACCACAGUACCUUAAUUUAAUAUCUACAUCAGUAACUGCUGAUAUUGAAGAUUUCUCUACAUUCUUUUUCUUGGAUUCACAAGAUAAGAGUGCUGUAAUAACAAAGAACAUGUAUUAUUUAACCCAAGAAGAUUAUGAUAUAAUUUGUUCAGUUUCUCUCUGGAUUAUUGCUGACUUUGAUGAACCAUCUGGGAGAAAACUGCUUUUCAGUGCAUUAGAGCACAUGAAAACAAGUGUUCACAGCCGGUUGGGAGUAAUUUAUAAUCCUACAUCAAAAAUAAAUGAGGAGAACACAGUUAUUUCUAGAGGAAUUUUGGCAGCUUUUCUUACACAGAAAAACAGGUUUUUGAGAAACCUUCUUUGGAAAUUCUCAACAGAAAAAAUUGCUACAGCUAUUUACUCUGGAGAUAAAAUCAAAGCAUUCCUUAGUGAGGGGAUGGAUAAGAAUGCUUUUGUGAAAAAAUAUAAUACCGUUGGAGUGAAUAUUUUCCGAACUCACCAGUUGUUCUGUCAAGAUGUACUUAAAUUGCACCCUGGAGAAAUGGGUGUUGUCAGCAACGGAAGAUUCUUAGGCCCAUUAGAUGAAAAUUUCAAUGAAGAAGAUUUUUACUUGUUGGAAAAGAUAACAUUUGCUAAUUUAGCAGAGCAAAUUAAAGACAUUGUUGAAAAAAUGGAAAUCAACUCAAAGAACAUGAGUGGCCUUAUUAUGAAAGUUGAUGCCCUUAUUUCCUCUUUGCCUCAGCACAAAUCUCGGCAUGAUGUCACGUUUCUUAAAGAGAAUCACAGCAUUGUAAAGAUAAACCCUCCCGAGAAUGAUAUGUUCUUUGAUGUCAUUGCUAUCGUUGAUCCACUAACAAGGGAAGCACAGAAGAUGACCCAGCUGUUGAUUGUACUUGGCAAGAUUAUCAACAUGAAGAUAAAGUUGUUCAUGAACUGUAGGGGUAAGCUUUCUGAAGCCCCUUUAAAAAGCUUUUACCAUUUUGUUCUGGAACCAGAACCGAUGCUAGUGGCCAAUGACAUUGGACCGAUGGCAAAAUUCAUGGAUAUCCCCGAAUCACCCCUUCUGACCCUCAACAUGAUUACUCCUGAAGGCUGGUUGGUUGGAACAGUACACAGCAACUGUGACCUUGAUAAUAUUCACUUAGAGGAUAUUGAAAGAACUGUUACAGCAGAAUAUGAACUGGAACAUCUCCUACUUGAAGGCCACUGCUUCGAUACAGUGACAGAACUGCCUCCCCAGGGUCUGCAGUUUACGCUAGGCACAAAAAACAAACCUGUUGUGGUUGAUACAAUAGUGAUGGCCAAUCUCGGAUAUUUUCAAUUAAAAGCAAACCCAGGUGCUUGGAUACUGAAAUUACGCCAAGGCAAAUCUGAAGACAUUUAUCAAAUAGUUUGGCAUGAAGGAACUGACUCUCAACCAGGCCUAGGAGAUGUCAAUGUUGUGUUAAACAGCUUCCAAAGCAAAAUACUGGAAGUACAAGUGCAAAAAAAGCCAGACAAAAUUAAGGAAGAUGUCCUUAGUGAUAAAGAUGAAAGAAAAACAGGAAAAGAUUCCAUUAAAAGUUUCACAAGAAUGUUGCAUAAAGGAAAAGACAAAAAGGAAACAGAUGUCCUAAACAUUUUUUCAAUUGCCUCUGGACAUUUGUAUGAACGCUUUUUAAGAAUUAUGAUGCUUUCUGUUUUACGUAACACCAAAACACCAGUGAAAUUCUGGUUUCUAAAAAAUUAUCUCUCACCAAGAUUUAAAGAGGUAAUUCCUCACAUGGCUAAGGAAUAUGGAUUCCAAUAUGAACUAGUCCAAUAUAGGUGGCCCCAUUGGCUUCAUCAACAGACUGAAAAACAAAGGAUUAUUUGGGGUUACAAAAUUCUUUUCCUUGAUGUCCUUUUUCCUCUAGCAGUGGACAAAAUCAUUUUUGUUGAUGCUGACCAGAUUGUGAGACAUGACCUCAAAGAACUUCGAGAUUUCGAUCUGGAUGGCGCCCCCUAUGGGUAUACCCCCUUUUGUGAUAGCCGCACUGAGAUGGAUGGGUAUCGCUUCUGGAAAACGGGAUACUGGGCAACACAUCUUUUAAAAAGGAAAUACCAUAUCAGUGCCUUGUAUGUAGUGGAUCUCAAGAAGUUCAGGAGAAUCGCAGCAGGUGACAAGCUCCGGCGCCAGUACCAAACUCUCAGUCAAGAUCCCAACAGUCUUUCAAACCUGGAUCAGGAUCUUCCAAAUAAUAUGAUUUACCAAGUUGCCAUUAAAUCUCUUCCUCAAGACUGGCUGUGGUGUGAGACCUGGUGUGACGAUGAGUCCAAACACAGAGCCAAAACAAUCGACCUGUGCAAUAAUCCCAAAACAAAAGAGCCCAAACUAAGAGCUGCCGCCAGGAUUGUCCCAGAAUGGGUGGCAUAUGACACUGAAAUACGACAACUGUUAGAUCACCUUGAAAACAAGAAGAAAGAUGCAGUUUUGACACAUGAUGAACUCUAGCACUGACUUACGGAAGAAAGAAAAUGAAAGACAGAGAAGAAAUCUGCCACCUGCUGGGAAAGUGUGGAACUAC
Manis javanica (Malayan pangolin) is the source of this 4679-nucleotide messenger RNA. RefSeq names its product UDP-glucose glycoprotein glucosyltransferase 2 (gene UGGT2). Gene Ontology annotation, molecular function: UDP-glucose:glycoprotein glucosyltransferase activity. Gene Ontology annotation, cellular component: endoplasmic reticulum. Lineage: Eukaryota; Metazoa; Chordata; Mammalia; Pholidota; Manidae. The record is from RefSeq and is a predicted model, not a curated record. Gene Ontology annotation, biological process: ERAD pathway.